AUGCUGAGAUGGGAACAGUGCAACCGCGAUCUUACCAUUGCCACGUCCCUUCUAGAAGGAAGAGAGAGCCCGGACGGCAAUAAGAAUACUGUUUCAGAAAGGGUCCAAGAAGAGCCUGGCGCACUUAGCGUCGUGGCGCGGGCCAAGUUGGCCAAUGUUAUGGGGGCGAAAUCGCCAUUUGUAGUAUUCGAGAUGCACCAAGGCGAAUGUGCAUGA
Messenger RNA from Penicillium chermesinum, 216 nucleotides. RefSeq lists its product as uncharacterized. The coding region runs from base 1 to 216 and encodes 71 amino acids. The record is from RefSeq and is a predicted model, not a curated record. The transcript has a single exon. NCBI's taxonomy places the organism in Eukaryota, Fungi, Ascomycota, Eurotiomycetes, Eurotiales, Aspergillaceae.